Messenger RNA from Rhododendron vialii, 1566 nucleotides. RefSeq lists its product as uncharacterized. Bases 1 to 1566 code for a protein of 521 amino acids. The record is from RefSeq and is a predicted model, not a curated record. NCBI's taxonomy places the organism in Eukaryota, Viridiplantae, Streptophyta, Magnoliopsida, Ericales, Ericaceae. The transcript has 3 exons.
AUGGAGAGGGGAAUGAGGGAUUUUGUGGCCUUUUGUAACUCUAUGGAGCUAUUUGACAUUCCAAUGAUUGGGAGGAAGUAUACCUGGACAAACUACCAAGACCACGCUAUCCUUAGUCGUCUGGACAUAUUUUUACUCUCCCAACAAUGGUUGGAUAGCUUCAAAGUUCUUCAGUGGGGACUCCAUAGGCCCAUCUCUGACCAUUGUCCCAUUUUACUGAUAGAUGAUGGUAGAGAUUGGGGACCUAGACCUUUUAAAUUCAUGGAUAUCUGGCUAUCGAAUCCGAGGUGUAUAGCUAUAGCCAAGGAAACAUGGGAGAAUACUCAGGUGGGAGGUUGGGCUGGUCAUAUUAUUCUGCAGAAAUUCAGAGCUAUUAGAAACAAGCUCAAGGUGUGGAAUAAAGAGGAAUUUGGGGAUAUAAAUACAGCGCUACAGAAGAAGGAAACUGAGCUGCACCAAUUUGAUCUAGUAGUGGAGGAAAGGGAACUUAGCACUGAGGAGAAAGCCUUGCGAUGUAAGGCUAAAACUGAUUUCUGGAGAAUCUCUCGACUGGCUGAAACUAUGUGGAGACAAAAAUCGAGGCUGAAUUGGAUGAAAUUGGGUGACAAAAAUACGAGGUAUUUUCAAGCCAUUGCAAAUAAUAGGUUUCGGAGGAAUAUGGUGGGUUCGGUUUUGGUGAAUGGCAGAGUACUAGAAGAACCGUUGGAAAUUAAGGCUGCUGCCGUUGAGCAUUUUAGCAAUAAUUUUCAAGAAGAGCGAAGGAUCAGAGCAGUGCUUGAAAUUUUUUUUGAGGAAGGGGAGAUCCUUGCAGCAGUAAAGGAUUGUGGUAGUCUUAAGGCUUCGGGCCCGGACGGUUUCAAUUUUUCGUUUGUAAAAAAAGGCUGGGGUUUUAUGAAGGAUCUGGUAUUGCAAUUCUUUACUGAAUUCCAUGCUAACUGCAGGCUCGCUAGAGGAAUUAAUUCAACCUUUGUAACUCUGAUUCCAAAUGUUGAUUGCCCUAGAUCUUUCAAAGAGUUUAGGCCCAUUAGUAUGGUGGGAUGGGUUUACAAGUUAAAAAGAGCGAGGGAGCUGAACAUCAUUGUUGGAGCAAGAAUUGGAUCGAAUGGGGCUAACGGGAUUGCUGUUUCUCACCUUCAAUUUGCUGAUGAUACGAUUAUUUUUUGCAAGAAUGAUAGGGAGGAGUUGGCGAACAUUAAAAGAAUUCUUCGCUGCUUCCAACUCAAGUCGGGUCUGAAGAUAAACUUUUCCAAAAGUUCUUUGUGUGGUAUUAAAGUGAAUCAUCAGAUUGUAACAUCCCUGGCCAGGAUUAUGGGAUGCAAAGUUGACCAUUUGCCAAUCAAAUAUUUAGGCUUAUCGUUGGGUGCUAAUCCGAACAGAAUCAAAACUUGGGAUCCAGUAGUGGAAAGAAUGGAGAAAAGGCUUAGUGUCUGGCGUAGGAGAUUCAACACCACAGGGGGUAGACUCACUCUCACGAAUUCUUCUCUUAGCAGCCUGCCUAUUUACUUCUUGUCCAUAUUCAAAAUGCCGGUAUCAGUUGCAAAGGUGAUAGAAAAGAUCCAGCGAUAA